Gongylonema pulchrum is the source of this 1218-nucleotide messenger RNA. NCBI's taxonomy places the organism in Eukaryota, Metazoa, Nematoda, Chromadorea, Rhabditida, Gongylonematidae. The record is from the annotation of a GenBank genome assembly.
UUGGCGCAGCGAAAAUUUCUGCUGGAAGGAUUAAUAUGCUUGCGAAAUGCAUUGGUUACACUGGGCGCUCCUUUGUUGGCGAUUAAAGCAGUUGACGAGCAGAAAGCAGUGGACAUCGCUUUGAAGUUGAGCGAACAGGCCUGCGAAGUGGUCACAGAUGCGGCUUAUUUGCGCCAAGAUCGUACUUUCGAAGAAAACCUCAACGAAAAGUUGAUCGUGAAACGAAGAAGGCUUACAAGAGUUGAAGGAAAUGUUUGCGUUCCCGUUACGGUAUUGUGCGCGAAACCUGCGUUCAAUGCUACUACAAUCCGAAAAGUUGCUUGGCAUCUCCUCGAGAAGUUGCGUCUGGAAAAAUGGGACGACACACCGAACAUCCACUGUGAAACGGGCAGUGCUUUGUUGGGCGGUGAAGACGCAGCACAAAAAGUCCUGCAAGAAUUCAUUGCUAGCAGACUGAACUCAUACGACCAGGGCAGGCCUCUCUGCGAUACUUUACAAUGCAUGAACAUCGAUAUGGAGCUUUCAAAGGCUGCUGAUGCAUGCAAAACUAGCAGUGCUUUGUUGGGCGGUGAAGACGCGGCACUAAAAGUCCUGCAAGAAUUCAUUGCUAGCAGACUGAACUCAUACGACCAGGGCAGGAAUGUGCCUAUUGGAGAAAAUCAGAGUUUUUUAUCAGCGUACAUUCAUUUUGGCAUGUUGAACCCAGUUGAUAUUGUUACCGAAGUUCAGCGUUCCAGUGUUCGAAAAGCUGCUAAAGAUGCGUUUUUGGAGGAAUUGGUUAUUCGACGAGAAUUGGCACAUAAUUUUGUCUACUAUUACAAGGAUACUUAUGAUACGUUUGACUGCCUGCCAGACUGGGCCAAGAAAACAAUGGAUGAGCAUCGUCACGAUAAACGCAAACAUAUUUAUACAUACCGAGAGCUGGAAGAGGGGCGUACCCACGAUCCUUACUGGAAUGCGGCGCAGUUUGAACUCGUUUACACUCACAGAAAUAGACCAGUGUUUGGAAAGCUCCGUUAUAUGUGUGCGGAAGGCAUACAACGAAAAUUCCGAAAGCACAUUGAUGAGUACGUCAGAAAAAAUUACGAACGUGCUGGUCGUGAAUUAAUGCCGAGCAAUUUAUUAUCAAAAGAGAAGAAAGAUGAAGUUGGGGAAGCUUUGGGACCUAAGGCAAAAAGAGCUCGAAAAAGUGCACCACGCAGAGGUUUAAAAACAUAA